AUGGUUGCACAGCCUAUGUACAGGUCAACUGAAUACAGAUUUACAUUAACAAAUAUUCUUGAAGAAGAUAUUGAUGACGCGACAUUAACUUUACUUCAACACAAUGAUCUUAUUCAAAUAUUUUCUCGAGUAAAAGAUCGUGUGAAAUUUGUUGAUCAACGUACAAAAUUAAUUUUACAUCAUAAUGAUCAACAAGCAAAUAGAGAUGCAGCUACUCUUGAUGUAUUUGAUUCAGCAUUAUCAUUAGUUCAAGUCUAUGAUGGAUUAGAGAAUAAUGAUAUGCUAAAUUCGGUAGAUGCAAACGAAAAUAUAGAAAUAAAUAGUCGUGCUUCAGCAAUAGAUCCUGGUUCUUCAUCAAGUUUAUCUCUUAAUGAUGAUGCAGAUGUUCAUACUAAACCUAUGUUACCGGAUGAUUAUGAAGGACCAAAUUUGACUAUUAGAAUGGAAGAGUAUAUUGAACAAGAAAAUAUAUCAAAAUUUAAUCCACACAAGAAUAAGAAGUGA
Messenger RNA from Adineta steineri, 504 nucleotides. Lineage: Eukaryota; Metazoa; Rotifera; Eurotatoria; Adinetida; Adinetidae. The record is from the annotation of a GenBank genome assembly.